UACAAGUAGCAGUUACUAUGCUUGCCAAGGUGCACGCCCACUGAUGCAUACAGGCUAACGAGUUGCACACGCAAUUCUACCGACGCAGCUGAAGUUGCUAAAGCCGAAACGCUCGCUGAUGGUUUUAUAGUGACCACUUGCAAUCAGCCCACACGCUGCACGUAACAAGAGUUGCUUAGGACUGAAGCUCUCAGAGUCGGGUUCUCCGGCUGGAAUAAGGCUCCUUUCGCGAUCUGGUUGAGCUAAUAGCGUCACACUACGCUGCCCAGACAAUGUCGUAACACGGACGCUCGCUGCGGGAGGGAUUGCAGUCCACUGUAGACAAUUGGAGGGCUCCGACGGGCCUGCUCGCUCGUUAACUAAAGGCCUUGUAUUUUGAUGAAAGCCAUACUAUUGGCACGGGGUUGCUGAGCCAAAGCGCUCCAGGCGUGAAGCCAGGCUGGUGUCAGUGUUCGCCCGAAAUGGCGGACUCGCUCACGGACGAUGGAUAUACCGCUGUGCCGAUUCAGCUGCACACGCAUACGGACCACAUACGAGAAGAACUGGACGCGUUGCUUGUCUCAGAUGGGCGCGACGAGGGCGGCUCGAAUGUGUGGAUUGUGCCGCCGCUUGUAGCCAGCCUGCGCGAGCAGGCGCGGCAGGUCCAACACGCGCGGCACCGGAAGCAACGGCAGCAGCUGGUGCAGGCGCCGCUGCCGCAGCACUUCCAGGUGCCGGACGGACUGCUGUCGCCCGAGUCGCCCAUGCAGCAGGCAGAGCUGGCAGACGGCGGCGAAGAGGCGGCCGGCAGUGCGCUGACCUACCACCUGAUUGGGGCGCCUUCCGCGGCGGCGGCGGCGCCGGCACUUGUCGCAAACCGGCGAGGGGCGGACGGGACGGUGGUGGUGCCGGUGCGGCUGAUGGCGUCCCUGGCCAUCAGGGAAGCGGAGGCCGCGGCAGCGGCCGCGGCCGCCGCUGGGGCGCAUGCGACGGCGCCCUCUGCCAGUGACGGCAACGCAUUGUCACUCGGGUCGGGGCCAGGGGGCAUGGCGGUGGCGGACGCGGCGGCGGCGGCGCUGGCUGCCGGCGUUGCGGCGGUGUCGAUGGGGGUUGGCGCGGAUGGCCCCAGCCGCGGCGGUGGAGCCCCACGACCGGCCUCGCGCUCUUUACCUGGUGAUCCGCAAAGCGCGGCCCUCGCGGCGGCGGGGCUACCAGCGGCGGCGGGCGGGCAGCACAGUGUUGGCCCGGGCUUACCGCUCGGCCGCCCAAAUGCCACAGGGAGCGCCGGCGCCGCCCUCGCCGGCACCGGUGUGCGUGCCUCAGGCCUCGCCGGUGCGCCGCCGGCUGACGCCCGCCUGCAGCGCUCCUCGCAGCCCGUGUCCGCGGCGGUGGCGGUGUCGGCGCUGACAAAAGGGCUCGCCACCGCCGCGCUGUCUUCGGAGCACACCUUCCUGGAUCGCCAUACCGCAAACGCGGCCAACGCGGCCAGCGCUGGCUGGGGCGCCGGCGUGUCGCAGGGCCGGCAGCCGCAGCCCCCGCAGGCGGGCCGUGGCGCGGCUGCGCCCGAGAACGAUGAUGACGACGACGACGACGGCGGCAUGUUGAUUGACGUGGGCUCGGCGGCGGACCGCGGGGCGGGCGGAGCGUUGCUGCCCUCCCCGGACCGGCCGCGGCCGCUGGCGGCGGCGGCAGACGGCGCCUGGGACGCCCUGCGCGGCCUGGGGCUGGGCCUGGCGCUGCCGCAGGCACAGCAGCUACAGCCGCAGCUGCAGCCACAGCAGCUACAGCCGCAGCCACAGCCACAGCAGCUGCAGGUGUCCCUGCAGCAGCUACAGCUGCAGCCGCUGGGCCGGACUGCGGGCCGGCCGCACCCGGCCGUGGCCGCAGCGGUGGACGAGUUAAUGUCAGACCAGCCGCCGCCGCACCCGCCCCAUUCCCAGCCCGCAGAGGCACCGCCGGCGCUGCUGCACCACCGGCAAUACCGUGCGACUCACGGCGCGGGGGCGGCGGCGGCGCCGGGCGGCGCGGCUGUUGGAGGGGCUGGUGGUGUGGGGGCUGUGGGCGCGGACGCGGGGGAUGAGGGGUUUGAUGCGGAUGACGAGGGCGAGGCGGCGCAGCGGACGGAGCGAGCGCGGCUGGGGCUGUCACGACUCACAGGCCGCGCCAACCGCUCACGGCAAAUCGCCAUCCCCGGCCUCAACAUGGCCGCGGCGCCCUGGGCCGUGCCGGUGCUGCCCCACACCACCGCUCGCGCCGCCUCCUCGGCGCCGCACGGCUGCGUCCUGGGGUCGGCCGCCGCCGUGCUGGCCGCCGCCGCCCUCAGCGCCGUGCCCGGCGGCACCGGCCUGUCCAGCUUCGCAAGCCUAGCGCUGGCGCUGCCGCCGGCCGGCGCAGCCGCAGGCGGCGGCGGCUACGGCCCCGGCGCCGCCGGCGCCGGCGCCGGCGCGGGCGCGGGCGGUGGUGCGGGGGGUGGAGGUGGUGCGGCGGCGCUGGAGGACGCGGAUGCGGAGCUGGGGGAGCUGCUGAAGCUCAAGUGCUCGCUGCGGCGGGCGGUGCAGGGGCAGAACCCGCAGGCCAUCAGCCUUGUGUUGUCGCUGCUGGCCGCGCUGCCCGCCACGCCGCAGCUGCUGGCGGACAGCCAGGUGGCGGCGGCGGUGGCGCCCCUGCAGCAGCACGCCAACACGCAGGUGGCGGCGGCGGCCAGGCACGUGGUCGCGGUGUGGAAGGGGGUGCUCAGGGCCGCGGCCCGCCGGCCCGCCUCCUUGGCGGCCUCACAGCUGGCGCCGCUGGUGGCGGCGGCGGCCGCGGCAUCGGCCGCAGGCGGCAUCGGCGGCGCCCCGCGCCAGCACGCGCAGCUGCCGCAGCUGCCGCCGCACCUGUCGCGCGUGCCGACCGCUCUCGCAGAACCGCCACAGCCGUCGGCUGACGUGGCAAUGCAGGAGUGCCGCGAGGCGGCGGCCGUGCUGAUGCCGCCGCCGCGCGCGCCGCCGCCGCUGCCGGCGGCGGCGGCUGGAACUGCAGCAGCGUCCACGGCACUGGGCGAGCAGGCACGCAUGGCGGCGCAGGACCGAAGUGCGGCCGCAGUGGCGGGGCAUCCAGCCCACGAGCCUUUGGCGGCGGCGGCGGCGCCUGCCCUGCCACUGUUGCUUGGGAUUGGACGCAGCCAGUCGGAUGCGGUGGUUGAGGGCAUGGCGGCGGCGGCGUCCGCCGUUGUAGCGCGGCUGAGGCUGGGUAGCAGCUCGGCUGCAUCGGCGGCGGCCGUGGCGGCAGGAGCGGCAGAACCUAUGGCGGUGCAGCUUCCGGAGCCGCUGGCUGAGGUAGCAGCUGUAGUAGGGAGCUUUGGUCGCGAGGAUGACGGCAGCACACACGGCGCCGUCGCUGACCCCGGCGAGCCGGGUGGUGCGGCGGCUCAAAGCCCAGCUGCCGACGGCGGCGGCAGCGGCAGCGGGGCCGCUUCCGGAGCUUUGGUGGCCGGGGCCGGAGGUGCGGGCAGCCGGCGACGCGGCAGCAGCGACGUUAGCGGCGGCAGCGGGAGCUUGUGCCGGCCGGCCGACGGCUCUGCCGGCGCUGCGGCCUUGACGACCAGCUACUCACCUACACACGGGCUGGCUGGCGGCCCGGACGGCGCGGCGGCGGCGCUGGCGCCCCAUGCUACGACUGCGUCGUCAGCGUGCAGUGCGCAGCUGGGGGUUGGCAGUCUGGACCCGCCCGUUAGGUUCGGCGCCACGGCGGUUGCUGGCGUCGCGGUGCCGCCCAGUGCCGUGGGCGCUGGAAAUGGCGGCGGCAUCGGCGGCGGCGGCGGGCUGGCGUUUCAAGGGGGAUUUUUGGGGGCGCAGCCGGGCCUGUGCAACGGCCACGGGCACAGCCAUGGCCCAGUGCCGGUGGUGGCGCCGCCAGGAGCGGCGGCGGCGGCGGCAGCGGCCUCGCCGGCGGCGGCCAUGGGCUUUGCGGCGGGGCCGGGGGCGGCGGCAGCGGUUAGUGGCACUGGCGGCGCCGCCGGCGGCUCGAGCCCCAUGGGCACAGGGCUGCCUGGGGCACUUCAUGCGUGGCGGCAGGCGAUGGGCGCGGCCGGCGGGCCGGCGGGGCCGGGGCUGGCCUCGCCGCCUUCUGGCGCGGCGGUGUCGCCGGGCACUCACGCGCUGCUGGCGGCGGCGAGGAGCCCGGGCGUUGCCUGUUCAGGGCCGCGGCCGGAGGCGGGCAGAGAUGUGUGCCUGGCGGCCGCCGCCACCACCUUUCCGCCAGGUGUGCCGGCGGCGGGGGCGGCGCCUGGGGUCGCGCCGCCGGCGCCAUCGCUCGUGUUGUCGCCGCCGCUGCUGCCGCCGGCAGGAGGCGGACUGCCGCCGGGCCGUAAGAAGCGGGAGCGGGCGGGCAGCUCGCGCCGCCGCAGCGGCAACGCCAAUAAGCGCGCGGCGCCGUCGGUCGUGUCAGGCCAGUUCGCCGGUGGCCGGCCGCUGCUGCCGCACCUUGCCCUGCUGCCCGACGGACCCUCCGGCGGCGCCAGCGGCUGCGGCAGUGGCCUGUCUGACGACGCCGCCCUACCGCCGUCAGGGCCGCACUUCCACGGACACGGACACAUGCACCACAGCGCCGCCGCCGCAGCAGCAGCAGCAGCAGCCGGCGUCGCCAGCGCCGCCUCGCCUGGCGGCGCCGCCGCGGCUAGCCCCGGCGGCGGCGGCGGCGGCGGCCCAGUGGUGGGCUUGAAGACGCCGGCGAGGUCGAGCCUGUUGGGCAUGCACCCGCUCAGCAAGCGGCAGCGGCACGCAGGCACGGGCGGCGGGGCCGGCGGGGCGGCGGGCGGCGGCGCCGCCGGGGGCCAUCACGUGGGCACACACACGCAGGUGCGUCGCAUGUCGCUGCUGCUCAGCAGUCUGGACCUGGGUACCGGCCAGGGCGGCGGCAAUGGCGGCGCCGGCGGCCCAGGCGGCGCUGGCGGCGACGACCGCGACGGGCCACUGGGUGUGCGCGGCGGCGGGGAGGGCUCCUUGGCGGCGGCGCUGGCGGCGAUGGAGGCGGAGGCGGAAGCUGACGUGGAGCCAGAGGCGGGCAGCAGCCGCGAUGACGACGGCGCAAUGCUGACGUCAUCAGACGAUGACGCUGGCACUGGUGGCGGCGGCGGCAGUGGGCGUGGCGGCGCCAGCAUUGGCGGCGGCGAAGGCGGCGGCGAAGGCGAUAGCGGUAGCGCCAAUGGCGGCGGCGGCAGCAGUGCUGCCGUGUCAGCGGAGCUGCCGCGCCCGCGCAGCCUGAAUGCUGCUUUCAUGGUCGCUCCGGCUCUUGCAGGAGGCGGGAGCAAUGGUGGCGGCGUGGCGGGCCUGGGCAAGCGGGAGCGUGCCCACUUGCAUUACAUGCACCACGCCACACGGGCCGCGCACGCGUCAUCUGUGGCAGCAGCGGCUGCGGCAGCGGCAGCGGCGGCUGCAGCGGUGGCGGGCCCAGCAUUUCCGGCUGGCGGCGCCGGCGGCGGGAAUGCCGCGGCGGCAGUCGGACCAGAGGCACCGGUGGCGGCGCGGUGCGUGCUGCCGGUCCCGGGCCCUCCCAGCGGAGAAGCGCUGGUGCCGUUGAUGCCGCCGCCAGCCUCCAGGUCUUUUGCAGGAUAGGGUCACAUCACUGGCAGCAGGCGGGCCGGGCGGCGCUUGCGGGGGAAGCUCCUUGCGGCCAUAAAGCGCUGCAGGCGCUUGAGUGUGGAAUCGAACAUGACUAGGAGGCUGCGGGGUUGUUCCUGCCGCAGGACGAAUGCGUUUGAGUUGAAGUGUUGAACCUGAUUUACGUUGCUUACCAUGUUGUCUUUUGUUGGUGGUUAUUUCUUCAUGGAUGCAUGCAUAGAUUACAUCAGGUUGCGCAUGUGCAACACCAGGGGUUCUGGUUGUCUGCCUUGUCGUAAGACAACGGCCGCACUGCUGCAGCUGUGUGGCCCGUUGUGGGCUUGUGCAGUUCUAGUCGGUAGUAGGGCCACAGCAGGAGCACACACGAGUCACACCGGGAGCAUUUCCAAAUGUCUUUAAUUUGAGGCAAACUUGUGGGUGGGAUUGCCCGCGGCAGCCUUUGAUUAAACUGUGGGGUCAAGGCAUCUAACUGGCCCUAGCAGUGCUUGGCUGCCGGUGUGGGUGACCGUGGACUCGCUUGCGACGGGCGUCUGCAGUGAAGACAGCGCCGCGGGGCUUUACACAUGGCAUGACGGCGUCGCAUCAGGGCACAUGCAAAUCUGGCAGCUGUUGCUGAGCCAUUGCUCCGCAGCAGCCGUUGGGGCUUUUAGCCCGGAUGUGGGGGACCAAGUGACUUGCGAGGGCGGCCGGCGCAGGCGUGCCACGUGCCGGACACACAUUCUUUAUCGCACAGUACCGCAUUUAGAUGUUUGUGCGCUGAUAAACACGAUUCAGGUACUGAUACUGUGGGGGCGAUGGACUGGGUCUGACCGUCAUCUGGAGAUUGAGCGGAGGCCCCCCGAUAGAGCCAGAGAGAUUGCGACAUGACCGGUUUGGGGGCAAGCACGGGACAUCAAUGUCAUCGCGUAUGGCAAGGAAAGGCC
Messenger RNA from Chlamydomonas reinhardtii, 6502 nucleotides. RefSeq lists its product as uncharacterized. Lineage: Eukaryota; Viridiplantae; Chlorophyta; Chlorophyceae; Chlamydomonadales; Chlamydomonadaceae. The transcript is spliced from 9 exons. The record is from RefSeq and is a predicted model, not a curated record. Bases 462 to 5573 code for a protein of 1703 amino acids.